Monopterus albus (swamp eel) is the source of this 2676-nucleotide messenger RNA. It is a transcript of the gene rph3aa, whose product is annotated as rabphilin 3A homolog (mouse), a. Bases 129 to 1907 code for a protein of 592 amino acids. The record is from RefSeq and is a predicted model, not a curated record. The transcript has 17 exons. Lineage: Eukaryota; Metazoa; Chordata; Actinopteri; Synbranchiformes; Synbranchidae. Gene Ontology annotation, cellular component: neuron projection; synapse; extrinsic component of synaptic vesicle membrane. Gene Ontology annotation, molecular function: small GTPase binding. Gene Ontology annotation, biological process: spontaneous neurotransmitter secretion; exocytosis; regulation of calcium ion-dependent exocytosis.
CAGACAUCAGUCUGUCAGGUUGUCACGUUGCCCACAGUGUGAGCAGCCCCUGACAUUUACCAGCAUGUGGACUGAACGUUGUUCAGGGAACAGGACAGGCAGCAAAAGGAGGGAAAGGGAAGAGAAGGAUGAAGGACACUGAGCCUUUAAGUAGGACUGGACCAACAAUGAACACAUCUGGCGGCUCCCUGGGGGAGGAGCUCACGGAUGAGGAGAAGGAGAUCAUCAACGGUGUCCUCGCUCGUGCGGCCAUGAUGGAGGCCAGGGAGCAAGAGCGGAUUGAGCGUCUUUCCAGUCGCUUGGAUCAUAUCAAGAGGACAGCAUGUGGUGAUGGACAGGCGCUCUGUCUGCUGUGUGGGGCGUCCUUUGGACCACAGGGGGUCACGGCUGUCCUCUGUGUACAGUGCAAAAAGUACAUGUGCAGCAAAUGUGGCAUUUGGAGCAACAGCAGGACCUGCCCAGUGUGGCUGUGCAGAAUCUGCAAUGAACACCAAGAGGUACUGAGGCGUUCGGGCGCCUGGUUCUUCAGGGGAAGAGACCAGCAGGGCCUGCCUGCCCCCCUCCCUCUGUGCAGACCUCGACAGCCCAGCACUGAGAACAGCUCGGCUCCAGCACGUCACCAGGGACACGUGCUCGGUGCAGCGUCGUCCUGUGGAUCAGAACAACAGGAGCAGACAGCUACAACAACAGCUGGCAGCUUUAAUGAGACUCCAGCAGAUGUAAUGAGGAUGGAAAGACAUGUGUUCGCUUCCAAACCACCUCAGGCAAAUGCACAGCAAGCCGCCUCCCCCUCAGAUUUGGACACCAAACACCCAGUGUCUCCUCCAGCUGUGGAAGAAAAAAGACAACCUGUUGUCCCCAGCUUCAUUUCACCACAGAUUUCUGCAACCAGAAUUACUCCAGCUGUUGAUCCACCUGCCAGCGGGCCCCCUCCCCCCAGACCCCCACCAGAUCGAACAGAGGAUGAGGACAACGACUAUGACUCAGAUGAUGCUACGACUCUGGGAUCUCUGGAGUUCAGUCUCCUCUACGAACAGGAGAACCACGCCCUGCACUGCUGCAUCAUUAAAGCCAAGGGUUUGAAGCCAAUGGACUCCAACGGACUCGCUGACCCGUAUGUGAAGCUGCACCUGUUACCCGGCGCCAGUAAGUCUAACAAGCUGCGCACCAAGACAUUGAAAACCACUCUGAAUCCUGUGUGGAACGAGACACUGAUCUACCACGGCAUCACAGAUGACGAAAUGUCCCGCAAGACUCUCCGGCUUUCAGUGAGCGACGAGGACACGUUUGGACACAAUGAAUUCAUCGGAGAGACGCGAGUGGCCCUGAAGAGGCUGAAGUUUAACCAGAAGAAGAGCUUUAAUGUCUGUCUGGAGAGAGUGAUCCCCGUGAAGAAGGCUGUAGGGGGCUCGCUACGGGGCAUGGCGCUCUACGAGGACGACCUGAAUGAAGGUGAAAACUCCAAGGAGAGGGGUCGGAUCCUGGUAUCACUGAUGUACAGCAGCCAGCAGGGUCGUCUGAUCGUGGGCGUGGUCCGCUGUGCUCACCUGGCCGCCAUGGACUCCAACGGAUACUCGGACCCGUUUGUCAAAGUCUGUCUGAAGCCAGAUAUGGGAAAGAAAGGUAAAAACAAGACCCAGAUCAAAAAGAAGACCCUCAACCCAGAGUUCAACGAGGAGUUCGGUUAUGACAUAACGCACGCUGAGCUGGCCAAGAAAACCCUGGACAUCUCGGUGUGGGACUAUGACAUGGGCAAAGCCAACGAUUUCAUAGGGGGGUGUCAGCUAGGCAUCCAGGCCAAAGGCGAGUGUCUGAAGCACUGGUACGAGUGCCUCAAGAGCAAAGACAAGAAGACUGAGCGCUGGCAUGUUCUGCUGAGUGACAGCACUGUCCACUUUGAGGAUUAAAGUGUCCUCCCUCCUCUCUGUAGCCUCCCGCUCUCUCUUCACCCUGUAGAACACUGUCUGAAGUGAGCACCAAAGACGGAUGUUAUCCUUUUGCUUGCAUGUAGUUUGUCCCAAACUGUGCACGCUGCGACAGGUGACUGACAUGGAUGUUGACCUUGGGGCUCUUUGUAUUAGUGAGUGACCAUGUAACAAAACCAGGACGCUGUCCUUCUGCCAUAUCAUGAACUGUAUCACAUAGUAAAUAAACUUGACCUCACGUGCACUCAUAACUGAUCAGAGCACUUAUCAAAACCCUUGUUAUCACUGCCCCUGGACAGUAUGUUGUAACGGAGUGUGUGUCCACGCUCACACCCAGUGAGGGAAUUCCCACUUUUUGUCUCAUGUUGAUCUGUGCUCCUGUCGUAAAAGAUCAGGUGACAUCACAGCUGAUCUGUGUGGCCACGUUGCACAAGGGCAUCACCAAAACAUACAUUUCCCCGGUGUAGUUGUGCAUGUGUUAAAUAUUAAGUGGGACCCUGUCAUCUUCCCCUGUGCACGUGGGAGCCUUCUGUCUUCUGUCUUCUGUCUGCAAGACAUUUUAUUCUGAAGAGCAGGUUUGUUAAUGCACCAUUUUCCAGAAAACUGAUGGAUAACUUCUGGCUAAACCGGGUUAACCUCCAGGCUCCAGGUGGACUGAGUUGCACUCUAGUUCCCACCUACAUAUUCCACAGCUUCCUUUGUGUGUGCAUGUUGAUGCAUGUCUGAUAUACACGGCUAAUAAAUAAAAAGU